Molecule: messenger RNA, 732 nt
Organism: Chlorella variabilis
Lineage: Eukaryota; Viridiplantae; Chlorophyta; Trebouxiophyceae; Chlorellales; Chlorellaceae
Gene: IDI
Exons: 7
Coding region: 1-732 (243 amino acids)
Biological process (GO): isopentenyl diphosphate biosynthetic process; isoprenoid biosynthetic process
Cellular component (GO): cytoplasm
Molecular function (GO): isopentenyl-diphosphate delta-isomerase activity
Source: RefSeq, a predicted model, not a curated record
AUGUCGACGUGGGACGGCAAUGCCAGCCAGGAGGAGCUGAUGGCCAAGGAUGAGUGUAUCCUGGUGGACGAGCUGGACAACAUCACAGGCCACGCUAACAAGUACCAGUCGCACCGGUUUGAGGCGGGGCAGCCGCGCGGCCUGCUGCACCGCGCCUUCUCCGUCUUCCUGUUCGACUCGGACAACAAACUGCUGCUGCAGCAGCGCGCCGCCUCCAAGAUCACCUUCCCCAAGGUCUGGACCAACACGUGCUGCAGCCACCCGCUGCACGGGUACAACCCCACAGAGAUAGACUUCCCAGCCGACAUCGCGGCGGGCAUGACGCCCGGCGCCCAGCGCGCCGCUGUGCGCAAGCUGCAGCACGAGCUGGGCAUCCCUGCGGCGCAGCUGCCGCUGGAGCAGUUCAAGUACCUCACCCGCCUGCACUACUGCCCGGCAGACACGGGCACGUGGGGGCCGCAGGCGGAGUGGGGAGAGCACGAGAUGGAUUACAUCCUCUUUGUGCGGGCAGACGUCACCGUGCAGCCGAAUGCAGAGGAGGUCAUGGACACCAAGUAUGUGAGCCUGGGCGAGCUGCGGCAGAUGAUGCACCCCAGCAGCGGCCUGCUGUGGUCGCCCUGGUUCAGGAUCAUCGCUGAGAACUUCCUGGAGGGCUGGUGGCGGGAUCUGGAUGCCACGCUGACCACCGACAAGCACGUCGACACGCAGUGCAUCCACAAAAUCAUGGCCUGA